GGCGGGUUGCUCACAGAGGGAGGCUGGGUUUGGGGGUACCUGUGCAGCUGCUGAGCCCCUCACUUCUCUCCAGGUCUACAGACUCCGCCCCCCAGAACCGUCGCCCGAUGCCCACCCAGGGGAUGUGUGCGCACCUGUAUGUGCCAGUGAAACGGGUUCUGCUGGAACUGGGAUUUGGCUCCGGGACUCCUGGAGAGAUGUCUGCGUACAAGAGGGCCACGCUGGACGAGGAGGACCUGGUGGAUUCCCUCGGGGAAGGAGAGGUCUAUCCCAACGGGCUCCAGGUGAACCUGCGAGGAGUGCGGCCCCGGAGCGGCUGUUGGGCCGAGAGGACACACGUAGAGAAGAGACUGCUGGUUCUGGUGGUGCUGCUGUCGCUUGGGCUGUUUAUGUGUCUGCUGGCGCUGUCACUGCAGUACCGGAACAGUCACCGCGUCUGUCUGUCCGAGUCGUGCAUCUCCGUCACCAGCUCCAUUCUUCGCUCCCUCGACCGGUCGGCGGAUCCGUGCCAGGACUUCUACCAGUACUCGUGUGGGGGCUGGAUCAAAGGCAACCCAGUUCCAGAUGGGCACUCGCGCUGGGGCACCUUCAACGAGCUGUGGGAGCACAACCAGGCGACCAUGAAGCAUCUGCUGGAGAACUCCACCAUAGAGACAAACAGCACGGCAGAACGCAAGGCCCAGCGCUACUUCCAGGCCUGUAUGAAUGAGACCAAGAUCGAGGAGCUCGGGGCCAAACCCCUGCAGGAUCUGAUCCAGAAGCUCGGGGGCUGGGCCAUCACCGGCCCGUGGGACAGAGACAACUUCCAGGAGACUCUGCAGUUGGUGACUGCCCAUUACCGGACCUCCCCCUUCUUCUCUGUCUUCGUCAGCGCCGACUCCAAGAACUCCAAUAGCAAUGUUAUCCAGAUAGACCAGUCGGGCCUGGGGUUGCCCUCUCGGGAAUUUUACCUCAACAAGACUGAGAAUGAGAAGGUGCUCACAGGGUAUUUAAACUUCAUGAUCCAACUGGGGGUGCUGCUGGGGGGUGCGGAGAACUCCACCCGGGAGCAGAUGCAGGAGAUCCUGGACUUUGAGACCACCCUGGCCAACAUCACCAUCCCCCAGGAGAAGCGGCGGGACGAGGAGCAGAUUUACCACAAGAUGGCGGCGGGGGAGCUCAAGGACCUGGUGCCGGCUGUUGAUUGGAUGCCGUUCCUGCAGACCGUGUUUUACCCCGUGGCGAUUAAUGAGUCGGAACCGGUGGUGGUUUAUGCCAAGGAAUAUCUGGUCGCGGUCUCCGGCCUCAUCAACUCCACCGACAAGAGGAUCCUGAAUAACUACAUGAUGUGGAACCUGGUGCGCAAGGCCAGCUCCUUCCUGGAUCAGCGCUUCCAGGACGCCGAGGAGAAGUUAAUGGAGGUCAUGUACGGCACCAAGAAGACCUGCCUCCCGCGCUGGAAGUUCUGUAUCAGCGACACGGAUAAUAACCUCGGCUUCGCUCUGGGCGCCAUGUUUGUAAAGGCCACGUUCGCCGAGAACAGUAAAUUGCAGGCGCUAAAAAUGAUAAAGGAGAUAAAGGCGGCAUUCGAGGAGAAUCUGAGCACCCUGACCUGGAUGGACGAUGAGACCCGCAGGGCUGCCAGGGAGAAGGCCGAAGCCAUUUAUGACAUGAUUGGGUACCCCAACUUCAUUAUGGACCCCAAGGAACUGGAUAAAGUCUUCAAUGAUUACAAUGUGACGUCAGAUUUUUACUUCGAGAAUGGAAUGAGAUUUUAUAACUUCUCGGCGCGAGUGACUGCGGAUCAACUGCGCAAAGCGCCCAGCAAGGACCAAUGGAGUAUGACGCCCCCUACAGUCAACGCUUAUUACUCCCCCACCAAGAACGAGAUUGUGUUUCCCGCGGGAAUCCUGCAGGCCCCCUUCUACACCAGCAGCUCUCCCACGGCUCUGAACUUCGGGGGAAUCGGGGUAGUGAUGGGGCACGAGCUGACGCACGCCUUCGAUGACCAAGGGCGGGAGUACGACAAGGAUGGGAACCUGCGGCCCUGGUGGAAGAACGCGUCGGUUGAGGCCUUUAAGAAGCAGACGGAGUGCAUCACGGAGCAGUAUGGCAACUACACUGUGAAUGGGGAGCCGGUGAAUGGGCGGCAGACCCUGGGGGAGAACAUCGCCGAUAACGGGGGCCUGAAGGCGGCCUAUCGGGCCUAUAAGAACUGGGUGCGGAAGAACGGGGCGGAGCAGCUCUUACCCUCCCUCGGGCUCUCCAACGACCAACUCUUCUUUGUGGGGUUUGCGCAAGUUUGGUGCUCUGUUCGCACCUCGGAAAGCUCGCACGAGGGGCUCAUCACCGACCCGCACAGCCCCUCCCGCUUCCGCGUGAUUGGCUCCGUCUCCAACUCCCAGGAAUUCGCCGAGCAUUUCCGGUGCCCCCCGGGGUCUCCCAUGAACCCCAGGAACAAGUGUGAAGUGUGGUGACCGGCGGUGACUAACGGCGCGUAUGGGUGUAACCACUGGGACGUUUGGGGGAGCCCCCACCCCUUUCCUUACGCACAUUUGACUCUCUGAUGCACUAAACUUUCUAUGCACUUUCAGUCUGGGCGCCCGCGGGUGCUGCCGCCCUGGGGGGAGCCAUAUUGGGUGCUCCUGUAGCGCGGCACUAGGGGGCGCUCCUUCACACUUCUAUUCACGUUUCACUGCCAGACUGGGAAGUGUUUCUCUUCUCCGUCCAAUCAGAUUGUGCGUCUGUGUGCUGGUCUGUACAUAUUGCCUGUGUAUAUAGACGUGAUUUUGUACAUAUUUAUAGCGCCCCCUGCCUCUCAUUUAUAUGACGGGGAUUUUUCUGCUGCUUUUUCUAAGAUGAAGUUUGCCUUUAGCUGUGGGCGGGGCCUGGGUGGGGCCUGCCCCGCCCCAGGAGGAGUUAAUGUGCCUAUCAUAUUCCUGCACUCUAUUUAUAAUCACUAUGGAAACCGUGCUGGUACCAGAAUGAACAACUUCACCAUUGCGACUUUGGUACCAAUGGGGCAAAUAAAGUGCUGGAGGGGCUGAUUCUGCCCCAAACACUCAGGGCUUAUCUGGGAGACCCCCCCUUACCCCAUUUUAUAUGAUUUGGUUUAUACCUGUGGGCAGAGGCGCUAAGGGGGCAGAUUGCCAACCAGGUCCCAAUAAACUGACUGCCUUGCUA
Messenger RNA from Xenopus tropicalis (tropical clawed frog), 3162 nucleotides. It is a transcript of the gene ece1, whose product is annotated as endothelin converting enzyme 1. Gene Ontology annotation, molecular function: metalloendopeptidase activity; metallopeptidase activity. Gene Ontology annotation, biological process: proteolysis. Gene Ontology annotation, cellular component: plasma membrane. NCBI's taxonomy places the organism in Eukaryota, Metazoa, Chordata, Amphibia, Anura, Pipidae. The record is from RefSeq and is a predicted model, not a curated record. Bases 108 to 2456 code for a protein of 782 amino acids. The transcript has 21 exons.